ACUCAACCAGUAGCAAUGAGGCACCGGUCGGAUCCAGCCAAUGGGACGUGUGGGGGGGGCAUGAACGUCGCGAGGAGCCGCCCUGUGGAGAAAGGGCCCGAAAGGCGUCGGCGGCACAAAAUGGCGGCGGCGGCGGCGGCGGCUCCCGGAGCCCCGGGGUCGGCAGUGCCCACGGCGGCGGCCGGCGCCCCCAGCUCGGGGGCCGCCACGCCUGGGUCGCAGGGGGUGCUGAUCGGGGACAAACUGUAUUCAGGGGUGCUCAUCACCCUUGAGAACUGCCUGCUGCCCGACGACAAACUGCGCUUCACACCGUCCAUGUCGAGCGGCCUGGACACCGACACCGAGACCGGCCUUCGCGUGGUGGGCUGCGAACUCAUUCAGGCGGCCGGCAUCCUGCUGCGCCUGCCGCAGGUGGCCAUGGCUACGGGACAGGUGCUGUUCCAGCGGUUCUUUUAUACGAAGUCUUUCGUGAAGCAUUCCAUGGAGCAUGUAUCCAUGGCUUGUGUGCACUUGGCUUCCAAAAUAGAAGAAGCUCCAAGAAGAAUCCGGGAUGUCAUCAAUGUAUUUCAUCGCCUUCGACAUCUGAGAGAGAAAAAGAAACCUGUGCCUCUGCUAUUGGACCAAGAUUAUGUUAACUUAAAGAACCAAAUCAUCAAGGCAGAAAGACGCGUUCUAAAGGAGCUAGGCUUCUGUGUCCAUGUGAAGCACCCUCACAAGAUAAUCGUUAUGUACCUUCAGGUGUUAGAGUGUGAGCGUAACCAACACCUGGUCCAGACUGCAUGGAACUACAUGAAUGACAGCCUCCGCACAGAUGUCUUCGUGCGGUUCCAGCCUGAGAGCAUUGCCUGUGCCUGCAUCUACCUCGCCGCCCGGACGCUGGAGAUCCCUUUGCCUAAUCGUCCCCAUUGGUUUCUUUUGUUUGGAGCAACUGAAGAAGAAAUUCAAGAAAUUUGUUUAAAAAUCCUGCAGCUUUAUACACGGAAAAAGGUGGAUCUGACGUACCUGGAGAGUGAGGUGGAGAAGAGAAAACAUGCUCUGGAGGAGGCCAAGGCACAAGCCCGGGGCCUGCUGCCUGGGGCACCAGUGCUGGACAGCAGUGCUGGGUUCUCCCCUGCCCCCAGGCUGGAGUCUCCCAAAGGAGGCAAAGGAAACAAGCCUUCCCCACUUCCUAUGAAGAGUGCCAAGAGGAGAGCAGAGGGUGUGAAGAAAGCCAAAGCUGACAGCCCCGUGAAUGGUUUGCCAAGGGCACAUGAGAGUGAGAGCCAGUGCCGGGAGCAGAGCUGCUCGAGGUCCCCAUCAAGGUCCACAUCUCCCAAGAGGAGGUGUGCCAUCCUUCCUCACAGGAAAAGUGACAGCGGCUCUACAUCCGGGGGGUCCAAAUCGCAAAGCCGCUCACGCAGCCGAAGUGACUCGCCACCCAGACAGGCACACCGAGGUGCCCCCUACAAAGGCUCUGAGGUGAGGGGCUCCCGGAAGCCCAAGGAUUGCAAGUAUCCCACUCAGAAGCCACACACGUCUCGGAGCCGCAGCUCAUCCCGCUCUCGAAGCCGGUCACGAGAGCGGGUGGAUCAUUCUGGAAAAUACAAGAAGAAAAGUCAUUACUAUAGAGAUCAGCGGCGGGAGCGCUCAAGGUCCUAUGAGCGCGGUGGUCAUCGCUAUGAGCGGGACCACCCCGCACAUAGCAGACAUCGGCGGUGAAGGGGGCUUCAGAGACUGCUGGCCUCAAGCCCUUCCUGAGGGUACCUGGGGCUGCCUGUGGACCCUCCCCAUGGGGUACCUUAGCCCCAGCAGUCCUGGCCCUGCUUGAGUCUUCAGAAAUGAUUUUUUUGACUCUGGAACUUGAGGUGAAUUUGGAAAAGGAAUUGAGGUGCCUUUUGGGCCAACAUGGGGUGUGGUGCAGCUUCAGCCCCUCGAACAACUCGAUGGAAAGUGCAGACCUGCAUUCCUGUUGGUGUAGCUUGGUGCUAUGGACAAGCUCUUUCCUCUUCCAUGCUUAAUUACGUUCAGUCAAGAAAGAUGAUUUUUAGCUGGGCAUGGUAGCACAUGCCUGUGAUCCCAGCACUAGGGAGGCUGAGACAGGAGGAUUGCUGUGAGUUUGAGGCCAGCCUGGGCCACAAAGUGAGUAGGCCAGCCUGAACUGCAUAGCGAGACCCUGUCUCAAAAAGAAAAAAAAAAAUACGAUUUUUAGAACCUUUGCCUAUAUUAGGUUGUACUUAUGUAAAUAUUUUGCAGUGUUUCACAAUGAGAAAUCAGCCUUAAUAGUCCCUUAUUCUCUAUCCACAUGUAGAUAAACAUGUUUAAUACAAGUGAAAACUAUAUAUAUGAAAACUGAGAACUUGAAUUCUGCCAGCUUAAAACUUGUAUAGAGAAUUCAGAUUUUUAAAAUGUGAAGGUAUUUAGGUCUGUGUUGAAGUGGUAUAUUUUUAUCUGUGCAACGCUGAGUGCGGGCCACCAGCUCCUAAAGAGGUUUCCUAUAUGCAUUUUAUGUGGUUGAAUAAACACAGUUCUGCCUUCUCAGGACACUUGGGACACCA
Cavia porcellus (domestic guinea pig) is the source of this 2534-nucleotide messenger RNA. RefSeq names its product cyclin L2 (gene Ccnl2). Gene Ontology annotation, molecular function: cyclin-dependent protein serine/threonine kinase regulator activity. Bases 16 to 1698 code for a protein of 560 amino acids. Lineage: Eukaryota; Metazoa; Chordata; Mammalia; Rodentia; Caviidae. Gene Ontology annotation, cellular component: nucleus. The transcript is spliced from 11 exons. The record is from RefSeq and is a predicted model, not a curated record. Gene Ontology annotation, biological process: regulation of transcription by RNA polymerase II.